AUGCUCAUUUCGACUCAUGAGGAUUUAUGUCGCUUUUUCAAAUCGCGCGACAAGCGACUCGAAGUCACUCGAGGAAUACCGCCAAAACCCGCACUUCUUUUCCAUAUGGCCUAUCAUAUGGCCAUCUUGAUCACCAUGCCACCAUUCCUUAGACUAUUCGCAUCGUUAAAGACCGAGCAGAAUAAAAUAUCUCAGGCGAUGUCACUUGUACUGCGGUCUAUCACGUCUGCUGCUGCUUCGAUGAUUCGACUCGUCCAGCGAUACUGCAAGUCCUACGGAUUUAAACAUGCCAACCCACUUCUAAUCCACCACAUUCUCAGUGCAUCUAUAGUGCAUCUGAUGAAUACAACCGCGACCUCUUCAUCAUUUCGGGGACACAGUACUCGCUUAGUGAGGAACUGUCUGAGUCUCUUACGCGGACUUAGUCCAUACUGGCCCUUACGCUCUCAAAAGAGCAUCGACACUAUCAAAGCUCUUGCGAGGCGGUGGAAUGUGGGCUUCAUUAUUUUGGGUAAUGAUGGAGGCAAUCAAACUAAGGACUCAUCGGCUUGUCAAGUGCAAAAUGAAUUCAAACCACUCAAUCCCGAGGUGACAUCUGUUACGUGUACCAAUCUGGAUCCAGCAAUAUCCGUCGCGGCUUACGAAGGUCUAGGUGGGCAUUUCGAUGCCUCAUAUGCUGUCGAACCGAUUGGAGAAUUUUUUGCAAGUGAUGAGCAACAUAGUUUUGAUAUUUCUAUGGUGAAUAUGCCAAUAUCGGUCGAUGAUGAACUUUUUGGCUUGUCACAAUUUUUCCAGACUUUCGAGAACUACCCAGAUUUACUGUGA
Molecule: messenger RNA, 825 nt
Organism: Penicillium cosmopolitanum
Lineage: Eukaryota; Fungi; Ascomycota; Eurotiomycetes; Eurotiales; Aspergillaceae
Product: fungal specific transcription factor domain-containing protein
Exons: 1
Coding region: 1-825 (274 amino acids)
Source: RefSeq, a predicted model, not a curated record